Messenger RNA from Micropterus dolomieu (smallmouth bass), 2006 nucleotides. RefSeq names its product leptin receptor gene-related protein. The record is from RefSeq and is a predicted model, not a curated record. Gene Ontology annotation, cellular component: endosome. NCBI's taxonomy places the organism in Eukaryota, Metazoa, Chordata, Actinopteri, Centrarchiformes, Centrarchidae. Bases 143 to 535 code for a protein of 130 amino acids. The transcript has 4 exons. Gene Ontology annotation, biological process: negative regulation of growth hormone receptor signaling pathway; late endosome to vacuole transport via multivesicular body sorting pathway.
CUUUAAGAAAGUCACCUGAUGAAAAGGAAACUCAGAUGGAGGAAGCAGGAAGUUCGUCUACCAAGAAAGAGAUCCUGAGCACAUAAACAGUACACAAAGAACAGAACAAACGCCAAACACAAAGUUGCACGAAAUCAUCGCAAUGGCCGGCAUUAAAGCACUGGUGGGUUUGUCCUUCAGUGGUGCCAUUGGACUUACAUUUCUUUUGCUGGGCUGUGCACUGGAACAGUACGGGGUAUACUGGCCGCUGUUUGUCGUGAUUUUCUACAUAUUAAGCCCCAUCCCGACCUUCAUAUCCAGACGCCUUAGUGACGACGACUCCUCCAGCAAUGCAUGCAGAGAGCUGGCCUACUUCUUAACAACUGGCAUUGUGGUGUCAGCGUUUGGGCUUCCCAUUGUGCUAGCCCGCACUAACAGAAUCGUGUGGGGGGCCUGCGGUCUGGUGAUGACAGGAAAUGCUAUCAUCUUCCUCACCAUCCUUGGCUUUUUUGUUGUGUUUGGAGGUGGGGACGACUUCAGCUGGGAGCAGUGGUAGAGUGCCUACAGACAGAAGCGGAACGGACGGAUGGAUGGGUGGGUAGGUGGAUAGUUACAUGGAUAGACUGCAGACUGAGGGGCACAUGUGUCCUGCAAACAGUGGGGGAUGAUGCUCAUGUACAAUAUAGGCUGCAAACUGUCAAAUUUACUGGGCAUAUUUUCAGGCCGUUUUUUUAAUAUUACAGGGUAUUAGGGUUGGAGGCAACACUGUACCCUAUUAAUGUGCCUUAUCUCUGGGACCAGAGAGACACUGAUGCCUAUACCCUUCUUAUGUUGUAACCCCAUCACUAUCCACCUUAGCCCUCUUAUUUUAGCUUGUCUAGCCUUUGAUUCAACCCCCAAAUCACCUUGCUCAUUGCAGCUGCCUGCUAUGUCGUUAUGUAUCAGUUAAUCAAUUUCACAAAGGGAUCCUAAAGAGUAACUAUUAUACCUUGUUCAAGGGGUAAGGGGCUAUACUGAAUUAUGGCUUGCUUAUUAUGAGCACUGUUUGCUGUUUAAAGUGUAAGACUGGGCGAGUUAUCUUAAUCCAUGCUAUCUGACAACUAGUUGUAGGACUCCUAAUCAGGUAAAUAUAUUAUAUAUUAGAUAUUUGUAUGGAGAUGAUGUGUUUGUGUGUGUGUUUGUUUUUCAUUUUGCUAUGAAACUUUAAAGCCUUACUUUUUGUUCUGGUGCAAUUGUUUACAUUCUCACCAAAGAUCAUUCUAGAGUGCAAAAAUGGAGCAUAUUCACCAGUGAACUGUGAUUUUGAUCUGUGCUAUGCAGCAAUAUGAUCCUCAAAAACAAGCUGAGAAAGCACUGUAGCGAAUGUCAUACAUCAAAGCGUUUAUGUUCAAUUAUUGUGUGCACAGGGAAGAGAAAGUACCCACAUCCAUUUUAUAUUCCUGCAGAUGACAAAAAAAAAUCAUACUAUUGACAAGAGCAUGAUAUUUAUUUGUGAUUCAUAUUUUUACAUGUAGAUUGGUGAAUACAGAACAUGUAUUUUUUAGGUAAAGUGUUUUUGUCCUAAAAGAGACAGUUUCACCUGCAAACUCAUUCAUAAGUGCCCAACAUUCACAGCUUAUGUUUUGAUUAACUGAGAAAUCGCACUGAUUCGGUUUUGAGUCUAUUUUUUGGGGGCCAUCAGAUGCCAUUGAAAUCUGUAAUUGUAAAUUAUCAAUAUUGCUUCCUCAUGUUCUCUGUUCCUUAUGUCAUGUUCCUUAAUAACUGACUAUUAAUGAUGUUUUGUAUGAGCAGCCCACUUCAUAGAGACUAUCACAGAGAAUUCUGAUUUCCUAAUUCCUUUACUGCUUUACAGGGAAUAUAUGAUUCUGUGUCUCACAACUGACAUGUUCAAUAAAAUAAGUUUGUUCUUUCUAUUGUGACUCCCAUUGAAAACACUAACGAGCGCUGAAGAGCUCUCAAAUGUUUUUUAUAAGCUCCUGACUGCAUUUUGUUUUCUAACAUUGAUUAAAACUGUCUGUAUAAACAAA